AUGGACUUCGACGAGCAGGGGGCCAAGGUCACGGUCUUCCUCGUGUCGGGCCUGCUCCCGAAUGGCGGCAUCUAUCCCAUCACGGACGUCGACCUGAGCGAGACGGUCUACGACCUCAAGAGGACCAUCCGGAAGCUUUUCCAGAAGAAGCUCAGGGUCGGAGACAUCCGUCUGUUCAACGUCGCGACGAACCGGUGGCUUCCAGGACACGAAAGCCUCAGGGAUGGCCAGGAUGCGGACGACGUGGAGCCUAUUUCAGCGUACGACGUCGGCGACGAGACCGUCCUCCUCUUCGGCCUCGCCGACGACGGCGUCGUCAAGGGCAUCCCCUUCUACGGCGCGCACGCCGACCGCCGGCCCCCCCCCCGUGACGCCGGCGCGCACGCGGGCCUCGCGACGGCGCGGGCGCGCGGGAGCGCCGCCCCGCGCCGCGCCGCCGGGACCCCGCGCCAGCCGAUCUCCGCAGGCACGCCCCGGAGGCUCGCGACGCCGACCUCCGUCGCGGCGCAGCCCCUACGCGACGGAAAGAGGGCGCGCAAGUACGGUUGCAACGACGACGGGCAGACGUACAGCCGGGCGGGGACGUGGUCGCUGGAGGAGCACGAGGAGCUCAUCGCGGCGCUCGAGCAGCCGGAGAUGAAGGAGGCCGUGCGGCGGAUCAAACAGGGCAAAGCAACGAGGUUUCCGUGGGCGCGGCUGUGCGAGUCGUGCGCGCUCGACACCAAGUACAUGCGGAACGCGACCAAGUGCCGCGACAAGUGGCGGAACAUCGUGCUCACGAUCACGACCGCGAAGAAGCCGCGUGGCGAGUUUACGGACGACCAGAUGCAGCGGAUCAAGUACUUGAUCAGGCGCGGGUAUGACACUAUCGUUCCCCUGCCGCGGUCGGUGCUGGCCCUGAGGGACCGCGCGUUCGCCGACGACGACGACGCGACGGACGGGGCGUCCGGGGAGGAGGAGGAGGAGGAGGAGGGCGGCGCGGAGGACGAGGAGGACGACAGCGAGGGCGGCGUCGCGGCGGCGCGGACGCUGGCCGACGGUCUGGCACGUGGGCGCGGGCGGGGCGAGCUGCGGUACAGGGGCGCCGCGAAGGCGAAGGGGAGGAAGGUGGUGCGGGAGCAGAUCGACGAGGAGGAGGACGAGGAGGAGGACGACGAGGCCCUGCCCGCGACGCAGGUGGACGCGCUGGCUGACACCCCCCCCCCGUCGGGCGAGAAGAAGGCGGGUUCGGCGAAGAAGGCGUCGGCGAAGAAGAGCCCGAAGCCGACGCCGAAGCUCACCCGCGCGGGCAAGCGCGCCAGGGAGGCGGCGGCACACAGCGACAGCUCUUCGCAGGACGACGACUCGGAGGGUGACUGGCGGGCGAAGAAGAAACAAAAGGUGGCGCAGAAGGGAAAGAAAGGCUCGCGCAGGUAG
Pedinophyceae sp. YPF-701 is the source of this 1416-nucleotide messenger RNA. Lineage: Eukaryota; Viridiplantae; Chlorophyta; Pedinophyceae. The record is from the annotation of a GenBank genome assembly.